GAGCUCUGGGCGAGGCAUGAGCUGAACCAGGACCGCUCUCAGAGCGCGACAAGGGAGAAGUACGUGGAGUCUCUGAAGAUCAACGGGUGGCUGCUCGGACAGCGAGGGGAGAUUCUCUUCCAGUAUGGCGGGCAGUACAAGUCCAGGGUCUCGACCAACGUGCACCGCAAGUUCAGGUGCAUCGGAGGAGCGCACUUGAUCGAGGCCUUCUACAUCGCCCUCAGGAGGGAUCAGAAUAACAAGCAGCUGGAGGCCACCCUCAAGGGCGGGGUUCCGAAUUGCACGGAGAUCGUGGCGAACGCGCCCAAGGACGCAAUCAUAUUCUUCAAGGAUCUUUCGAACACUCUCCACGGCGUGGCUAGUGCGACUGGCUUUGUGCAACUCUAUUCGAAAAUACCUGAUAUGGUGGACGGCUGGGCCAAUCAUUGGAAGGCAAAAAAGAAAGCCGCGAUUGCGGCCGGCAAGGGCCAACCGAAGCGGCGGAAGCUCGGCAGGAAGACUUCCCAACCAGAGGAGCCCCCCGUGCCUGAUCUUGAAGAUGCUGAUGCGGCGGGCAGCGAGCAGGCCGAUCCGGGUAAGAACAGCGAGGCUGACCAGUGGGCGCGGCUGCAGAGGGCGUUCCCAAAAACGCUCUCGUCUUUCAUCCUGUACAAGCGGUGCCGCGCGCUGAAGGCUAAGCUAUCGAUUGGGGAUUCACCAACCAUCUGGGACAACUUCGAGGUACGCAUGAAUGCCACCUGCGAGUUCACGGACAUCGGCGAUAUGAAACUGCACGAGGCCCUUAUGGCAGCGCAGUGCCAGGUUGUUUUGGCCCUGCAGACUUUACCUGAGAAGAUCUUCAAGAUGCUGGCCUUGCCAAUCCUGUGUCUCACAGUGCCUUCGACUCACGAGAUGCCCUUCCUGCUCAAGAGCACGACCGAUGCCCUCUCUCUACAGAUUGGCCUCCUACCUGCGAAGGUUGCCACGCAAGGGGCGCCGUUGAAGGCGCCGGCAGCCAAGGCCAAGGCAAAGGCGAAGGCAGCCGCACAAAGCGGGGGCGGUGAUAACAUUACUGUAUUUGAGGACUGCUUGGAUAUCAUCGAGAGAUGCAAGCGCAACGCUGUCCAUGUCGGAGAGACUGCGUCUGACAUGGCCAUCGCCUACCUCGUCGAGUUCUUAGUGUUCAAGUUCACUGCAGUCACUGUCGGCAGUAAGAAGUUGAAGAUCAAGACCUACAGCAAGCUUCGAGGCGCUCUUGCCCAGCACUGCGUUGCUGCUCACACGUUCAAGGAGGACGAGACGCAUGAGCACCUGCGCGACCUUGGCAUCGGCACUGAUCCGCAGGCCGGCGCUGAGGGCGAAGAAAAGGAGGCACAUGAAGAUGUCAAGGAAGAGAUUGUUCUGGGUCCAGCCCCGAACGGCUGGAAAACCGAGGAGUUGAAAUUGAUAUGUGAGUUUCUCAAGGAUGAGCCGAACAUCGUCACUGACGCAGAGAGUCUUUGGGGCGAGUUUUCAAUGUGCGCUUCGUCAGGUACAGAGACAUUCCAGACAAUUGCUUCUGUAACUCACCUCGUGAACCGCCUUUCCAAAGCGAUGCAGUCAGUGUGGGCAGACGUGACAUGUCCACUUGGCAAGCAGAGCAUGCUUCUCGCAGACAUGGGUGAGGUCACUGAGUCUGAGCUUACGGACUGCCAGAUCAAGGAGAGCUUAGCAACAGAAGAAAAGUGGAUGGGUUUCUUCAUUGCGCUGUCCCCCAUCGUGGAACAAUGUAUUCCAUCGAACCUGGUCAAGUCCUGCAAGAUGCUCGUCGCCUGCGUUGACGAGGCUGCCCUGACGGAUAAUCAAAGCGUCAAGCUCAGCCUUGCUCUGAAGGACGUUCACUACGUCGUUGCAGAAUUUGCCGAGGCCAGUGGUGACGCCUUGUCAACAGUUGGGUUUCUAAUGGAGCUUCGAGCUGCGUUGACUGUUAAACUACUCGAGGAGAUUAAUUCCGCACUCAAGACCAAGACGAAGAGCAACAAGGAGUAUGUUUUCAUCAGCCUGGCGAACUUGCUGAAGUCAAUGUCUGCUGAGGUGGCGAAGCGCGACUUCUGCUGCGAUGGCAAGAAGGAUUGGACUGACUCCUGGGCGGCUGCCGCAGCCAAGGCACGCGAGCUCCUGAAGGCUGAGGCGGCUGCACAUGAAGCCGCACAGAAAUUAGACCUGAAGAAGUUAACGCUGGACCUUCUGAAGGGCAAGGCUACUCAAUGUGGAAUCGAGCUCGUUGGCAGCGAGACCAAGACAACGUUGAUCGAAGCAAUUGUGAAUCACCAUAAGAACAAGGUCAAGCAGGAACCAGAGGAUGAACAGGAGCAUGGCGCGGCGGAUGAUAAUACCAGCGCGACCUUCACUGAAGAGCAGUUGCGACUCUUUGUGAGCCAGCCGCGCACGAGACCGGGAGCGGCCGCCACAGACGGUACAGAUCAGGAUCAGGCGGCAAAGCGUGAGAGGAACAUCGCAGAGUUGGUCCGAGUAUACGACAGCACAGCCUACCCAGCGAUCACCUCUAUCAUGCCCGUGCAUGAUGCAGCAGUGGGCAGAACUACGCUGGCAGCCCCGGUCACGAUGCAGCUCCAGAAGCUCCAGGCUUUCAACCUGGAUGCCAUUUGCCUCAAGGUCAAAGCGGGGAGCUCCAUCGCAGAUUCAAUCGGAUCCAGUUUCAAGCCGAAGCUUUUCGUUGACUAUGACAAGCUUGAUUGGGAUGCCUUUUCGCUGCCCUUGAAAGGCAGAGUGGUCUGCGCCAUCGGCAACGCUGGCCAGAAGUCCUUCUACGACAUGGGCUCGAUCGGCAUCGACGAUACAAAGUACAACGUGAUUGCCACUCCAGGCGACUUCGACCUGGGCUGGCGAGUCAAGGCGCUCAGUCCUGACAAGGAGGACAUUCCCGCGCUGGUUCCGCACGCUAUCGACGUGCAGCUGAAGGUGGCUGACAUCAAGAGGGCACUGGACUUCACGGUCCUCAAGAUGAAUCCCGACUUCAAGAAAGAGAUCGAGCACAUGAAGAUGGAGCGGCAGCAGCUUCACGACGGUGGCGAGACAUGCGGCCCUUUCGUGUUCGAGCUCACCAGGGCAGCUCUACCAGGAGAGAAGGCAGCCUUCGAGGCGAAGGUUGAGAAGGCAAAGGGCCGUGAGAAGCAGAGAAAGGCCGCGGAGAAGCUCCAGGCUGAAUUCGACGAGGAGGCAGAGGGCGACGCUCGCCUGAGCGUGGAUGAGCUGCUCUCUGUCGCGCCUCACGUGGUCAAGAAAUAG
Molecule: messenger RNA, 3267 nt
Organism: Prorocentrum cordatum
Lineage: Eukaryota; Dinophyceae; Prorocentrales; Prorocentraceae
Source: the annotation of a GenBank genome assembly